GCUUUGUGUUAGGGCUGGAGCUGGUUUCUAUGGUAGCACUUGGCUUAUAGGAUGUGAGGAUACUUAAUACUGAGAGCAGGUGGGGGGACUCUGUAGAUUAUUCAUGCCUUGUUAUGCCCAGAUGAUUUUCCCUGAAAGUCUGUCAGCAAGGGUCAGGCACUUGUAAAUUACCAUGCUUUUUGAGGGAGCCAGUCUAUUGGGCUCCACUGACUGAAUCUCCAGGUCUUAGAGGACAAACUGGCCAGCCAAUGGGCCCAGGUGUCUAACAGCGAAGUCAUCUUGUUUAUGGACAGCAGCAGUGACUUGGACCAGCCUCGAACAGCAAUAUAGACUUGGAAAGAUGGGAACGACAUCGGAAGGAGAAAAUCAGAUUGAGAACUGUGCAGACCAGACAGUGCAGGCUGAAGUUCCAUUGGACAUCGAAGGCCAGCUUCGAGCACUGCAGAUUUCAGCUAGAAGAGGUUUGGACCAUGUGAACAAUACCAAAGAGAAGAUCUCCAAACUCAACCAAGCGAUCAGGCUGCAGUCAAAUGAAAUCGAAUCAGUAAAAUCCCGGUGUUUGGAGCUCCAAGACUCCAUUGCCUCCACCAAACGCCUUAAGGAAGUGUCCCUCAAGAUCACCUGGAGCAAAUUGUCUGAGCUAGAAAGUGAUUUGAAGAAGGCUAAAGAGAAUACUGCCUACCACCUGAAGGAAUUCCAGUCAACUACUAAUACCUCUGAUAAGUGGAGCGAGCGACUUAGGAAACUACAAUGUGAAAUGAGCAGGAAGGACGACAUCGACACCACCAAAGACUGUGAUCCUUACACUGAGGCCUUUGCAAUGGCCAUCAUUAGACCCAAGAGCCCUCCCAGAAGUAGAAUGUUCUGUGUUAGCUAUACUACGAACGAGGAAGCAUUUACCGAUUAUUCUGAGUUGGGGCUAAACACGAGUGACUUCCAGAAAAUCGGGGAAGACAAAAGCCAGGGAGAGAGCCUGUCUACUUCCCUAGUGCAGUUGGAAUCUAAGACAGACAGCAUCCUCUUGAGAACUGAAAUGGAUAAGAAUGAUGUGGGGAGUGGAAUCCACUGUAGCUCUCCAAAAGUCAAAACUAAUGAGGAUAACUCAGAAGAAGUUAAUGAAAUUUCUCCAGGAGUCCUAGGCAGUGAGAAUCCCUUAGAGUAUCCUUUAGGAGUGAAUGGUGAUCGCAAUGACUCAGGAUUUCAAAGCUUUAAGGAUAAGGAUUCCCUAGAUAUUGAAGACACUUGGGCUUUGGGAGUUAGUUGCAGUACUUCAGUGAAAGAUCUCAGUGGGAGUCCUUUAAGAGUUAAAAACAAUAGCAGCCCCCUGGGAGGAAGUUGCAGUGAAACUAAAAUCAAUAGGAACCUGAUAGGAGAUACAAUUGUUGAGAAUGAAGGGGUCAAUCCUUCUGAAGUCAAAUCAAGUAGGACUCCCUCAAGAGUAAAAAUCAGUGAGGGGAGCCUCUUGGGAGGGAAAACUAGCUGUAGUGAUUCAGAAAGCAAGCUCAGUAAAGGAGGUUUCCUAGGAGCCAAAUACAGCAAGAACCCAUCAACUCCCAAGCAUACUUGGAACCCUUUAGUUAUCAAAUCGGGUGGGAGCGCUUCGGAAGGCAAACAAAGUGAGGCUCUUUCCGGAACCAAAAGACACGAGAACCUCACAGACACAAAUACUGGGAGUUCCACACGAGUAAGAGUUGGUGCGAGCCCCGCUAAAGUCAAAUACAGAGAUUGUAGCUCUAGAGUCAGAGAUAGUGACAGUUCCUUGGGGGUCAAAAAAAGUGAGAACGCCAAAAGCAGAGAGGGCUCGGCAACAGCCAGAGUUAGUGGGAAUCCCUCCGGAGUCAGAAUGAACAAGCACGCUUCCGUUGUCAAAGGCAGUGGAAACCCCCCUGGAGCCAAAAGGCAGUUCAACACCUCAGGGGUCAGAUCUUCCCUCGAAGUCAGAAUCAGUGGGAGUGACUUAGCCGCCAGAUAUAGCUUCAGCUCCUUGGAGAGCAGAACUUCAGCCAGGUGUUACCAGAAUAGUGCUAGUGCCAAGGGCUCAAGCAUACAAAAGACACACUCAAAAUAAGCCAGGAUAAAGCAAAACCCCCUCAUCUGUCUCUGUAACAAAGACAUUCUUUGUGACUUUCA
This is a messenger RNA of Monodelphis domestica (gray short-tailed opossum), 2130 nucleotides long. RefSeq lists its product as uncharacterized. The record is from RefSeq and is a predicted model, not a curated record. NCBI's taxonomy places the organism in Eukaryota, Metazoa, Chordata, Mammalia, Didelphimorphia, Didelphidae.